AUGUUUACCGUGAUUAGCGCGGCUGUUGUAUGCAAUGCGUGGCUGGUAGUCUCUGUGGAGAGCAAUCCGACCGGCGGCUGCACUAUGGUGUCACUAUUCGGCUAUCAGGAAAUUAAUAAAGCCUUUUUACUAAUAGAGAGCACCAUUUCAUUUAUCAUUCCUACAUUAACGAUCAUCUACAUGGAUGCCUCCGUGUUACUUGGACUACGAUUUAAACUGAUGGCACCCAAAGCUGAGCAGCCGGAUCUCAGACGUAACAUUGCCCCCAGUUCAAAUGUUGGUUAA
This is a messenger RNA of Haemonchus placei, 285 nucleotides long. The record is from the annotation of a GenBank genome assembly. Lineage: Eukaryota; Metazoa; Nematoda; Chromadorea; Rhabditida; Trichostrongylidae.